Podarcis lilfordi (Lilford's wall lizard) is the source of this 11397-nucleotide messenger RNA. The record is from the annotation of a GenBank genome assembly. Lineage: Eukaryota; Metazoa; Chordata; Lepidosauria; Squamata; Lacertidae.
AUGGCUGCUUUUGAGGGUCCCGUCCGCGAUCUCAGCGAGGAAGCCACUUGCUCCAUUUGCCUGGAUUAUUUCAGGGAUCCGGUGAUCAUCCCGGAGUGCGGGCACAACUUCUGUCGAUCCUGCCUGAUCCAGUGCUGGGAGAAAUCUGAGGGAGAGGCUUCCUGCCCUCAGUGCAGGAAAACAGUGGAGCAAGGCAGCAUCAGGAGAAACCAGCAGCUGGCAAAUUUUGUGGAAAUAAUUAAGAAAUUCAGCCAUCUCGGGGAGAAAGAGGAGGGAGAAGGAAAGGGGAAGAUCUGCGAGAAGCACCAGGAGCCCCUGAAGCUCUUCUGCAAGGAGGACCAAAGCCCCGUCUGUGUGGUGUGUCAUGUAUCCAAGGAGCACAAAAGGCACGAGGUGGUUCCUCUAGAGGAGGCGUCCCAGGAGUACAAGGUGGGAAAAGGCAAUGGGUCUUUCUUGGGGUGGAAGAGCUGCUGACAAGAGGGGCUGGCAGCAGCAAUAAUAAUAAUGAUGAUGAUGAUGAUGUUGUAAUGUAUUCUCUCUACUUGCCGCCCAAAAGGAAUCCUCCAGCAAGAGAUCUUGUGCAGCCUGAUAAGACUAAACUUAUGAAACUUUAUACGAUAAAUAUAUUUUUUUUGAGGGAUUAAAGUGCCCCCAGUCACCCCCUGAAUGCAAGCUGCAGUUACUCCUCUGGGACAAAAUAUUACAACAUUUAGGAUUAAUUUUAUAAAAAGGAGGGGGAGAUGUUGGAGGUGUGUUCAGUGUGGGGGACAAAUAGCAAAACCCCCAUGUUUCUCAGCUCUGAUACAGGGCAGCCCCAUUUCUGCCUCAUCUGGGAUGAAAAAGGGGAACCUCUGCCAAAGACCCAGGGAUGUGGGGCAGGGAGCAAACAUACAAUCAGCUUGCCUGUUAAUGUGUAACGCAGCCCAACUUGGACUUUGUUUUCUUUUCAGGAUCAGAUCAGCAGCUGCCUAGACAAUGUGAGGAAGGAGAGAGAGAAAAUUCUAGUAUUUAAAGCAAACACAGAAAAGGAAAGCCAAGACCUGCUUGUAAGCACCAUUGUUACUGCUUUAAGAUGAAAAAUGCUAUAGUCUAGAAUCAAUAUCUGGGGGGAAAAUGAAUAUGGAAUACAGAAAGUGGUUUAUUUUUUAUCAGCCUGAUCUCCUACAGAGCAUGAAAGACCAUUUAAAGUAGGGGGUGGGUUGUAAGUUUUUACAAAGCUCUUUCUCUGCUGAAUAUGUCAGAAGUUGCCUUCCAGGGGAAUUGGGAUAACUGGCCUCCUCAUCCUUUAACAGGAGGCUAGAUGCCUGAUAUUGGCCCACUGUUCUCUUCUUUCAACCUCUUUGCUGCAGAAACAAACAGAUGCAGAGAGGGAAAAGAUGGUGGCUGAGUUCAGGCGACUGCACCAGUUUCUGGAAGAACAGGAGAAACGUAUUCUGGCCCAGAUGGCAGAGGUGGAGAAGGAGAUUGCAGCCCAAAGGGAGGAGCAGCUGGCCAGACUCUCCAGGGAACUCUCCUCUCUUGAACACACCAUCCGGGAGAUGGAGGAGAAGCUUCAGGAACCAGCGAGUGAACUCCUGCAGGUGAGGCCUCAUCCUGAUGUGAGAGGGUGGAGUGUGCUGCUUCAAAUUACAGGCAUUUCUUGGUCCUCCACGCUCCCUCAGGUGUCAUUCCUGGGGACGCAGAAGGGGCCCUGCUAGAUCAAACCACAGGCCCCUUCAUUCUAGCAUUGUGUUUUUGCAUUGGCCAACCAGAGGUCUCUGAGAAGCCUAAAAAACAGUAGUGCUCUCCAAACCUGUGAUUUCCAGCAGUUGCCACUCAGCUGCUUAGUAUUUAUAACUGACUGCUCCACUGACGUCUUUCUUUCUUUCCCUCCAGGAUAUUGGAAGCUUCUUGCAGAGGUAAGUGAUGGAAAACCCCUGCCUUAUUAUUCUGCCAGGAAAGUUCCUGUUUAACAGGUGGGAAACUCACUGUCCAGUUCCUCCUUCCAGAGAUAGCUUAGGACUCCAUCAUCCAUUCCACAAGAUCACAGACAAAAACAGGGACACAUUUUCCUAGUCAUUUGUAGUUAUUGGUCCCAUCUACAAUCACAGACUGGAAGCCAUUCCCAUUGCAUAUUUCUGGAGGCCCUUCUCUGUGACGGAUUCAAUUACUCUGCAAUUGAUACAAAAAGGGGGGGCACCCCAAAGGGGCUUGUAAAUAUCUUCACUAUAACUUACCCUUAAAUAUCCAGUGUAUUUCUGGCUUCUGCACGUUCUUCCUCAGCCAUAAGAAGGUAAGAAAGGGCCCUGCUGGAUCCGGCCAGUGGCCAAUCAAGUCCUGCAUCCUGUUUUCACAGUGACUAACCAGAUGCCAGUGCAAAACCCGCAAUCAGGAUCCGAGCCCCAGAGGACACUCCCCUCCUGUGGUUCGGAGGCACCACUGCCUUUGACCCAGCCAUGGUGAAGAGUAGCCUCUGAGAGCCUUGUCCUCCAAACAACUUCAGACACUCAUGAAUUUUGAGAAUCUUCCAUGUUUAGAAAGUAUUGCUUUAAUUUCUAAUAUUUUCUCCAUUUUUAAAAUAUAACCACUGUGCUAAAAUACAUUUAUAAUGUUAAUUGCAAAAGCCAUUCUAAAGCAUUCUGAACUUCUUUAUAUUUCAGAAAUGCACAUACCAAAUCUAUUAUCUUCUACUCAUUUAUGCUUCAUUAAAACUAGUGUAGUCCUAACUUACACUUAAAUAUCCAGUGUAUUCAGGCUCUUGCAGAUUCUUCCUCAAACAUAAGAAGGUGAGAAAGAGCUCUGCUGGAUCCGGCCAGUGGCCCAUCUAGUUUUCACAGUGAAUAACCAGAUACCAGUAGGAAACCCGUGAGCAGGAUCUGAGCCCCAGAGGACACUUCCCUCCUGUGGUUUCAGCAACUGCAGUUCAGAGACACCAUUGCCUUUGAUCCAGCCAUCAUGAAUAGUAGCCACUGAGAGCCUUGUCCUCCAGACAACUUCAAACACUAAUGAAUUUUGAAAAACUUCAAUGUUUAGAAAAUACUGCUUUAAUUUCUAAUAUUUUCUCCAUUUUUAAUAUAUAACCACUCUGCUAAAGUACAUUUUUAAUGUUAAUUGCAAAAGUCAUUCUAAAGCAUUCUGAACUUUCUUAUAUUUCAGAAAUGCACAUAUAGUGGUACCUUGGUUUUCAAUCCGUUCCAGAAGACCAUUCAACUUCCAAUACCUUCGACAACCAAGGCGCACUCUCCCAUUGGGGCAAACGCUCCAGAAACAACAGUCAACAGCCGCGUCAGACGUUCAACUUCCAAGGCGUGUUCGAAGACGGAGGACGAGUUUUCAGCGUUCGGGAGCUGAAACGUUCGACUACAGAGGCGUUCAACAGCCGAGGUUUGACUGUACCAGAUCUAUUUAGUUUUGCUCAUUAAUCACUUGAAAUGUUUCACUAAAACUGGUUUAGUCCUAAAAUCUUUGUGUAAGGACCCAGCUUCUUUACCUUCAAUCUCCUGUUCCUAUAUUUCCUUCAGUAUAUUUUGGAAGCAGGUGUGUGUCGGUUUUCCUUCAACUUGUUAGGUGCUCUCUAGAUCCACAGAUUCCUUUUGCCAUAAUAAUAAUAAUAAUAAUUUAUUUAUACCCCGCCCAUCUGGCUGGGUUUCCACAGCCACUCUGGGCGGCUUUCAACAGAAUAUUAAAAUACAAUAAUCUAUUAAACAUUAAAAGCUUCCUGAAACAGGGCUGCCUUCAGAUGUCUUCUAAAAGUUUGGUAGUUGUUUUUCUCUUUGACAUCUGGUAGGAGGGCAUUCCACAGGCGGGUGCCACUACCAAGAAGGCCCUCUGCCUGGUUCCCUGUAACUUGGCAUCUCACAGUGAGGGAACCGCCAGAAGGCCCUCGGCGCUGGAUCUCAGUGUCUGGGCUGGAUGAUAGGGGUGGAGAUGCUCCUUCAGGUAUACUGGACCGAGGCCGUUUAGGGCUUUAAAGGUCAGCACCAACACUUUGAAUUGUGCUUGGAAACGUACUGGGAGCCAAUGCAUAGGAAAAACCCUGCUCCCAAGUCUUCAUGGUGCCUUUAUCAUCAGGAUGAGACACCUGCCUUGUCAGAAAGCUCCUUGCAUUGGAAGGAUGGUGGCUUCACUUUGUUCUUCUCAUCCAAGGUCUCAGGAGAAGGAGAACUUAGAGGAUCCUCCUGUGGCUUUUCCUCCUGCCCUGAAGUGGAAGAUUUGGGAGUUCUGUGAUAUAAAUCCCUUCCUGGAGGGAGUCAUGAAGAAAUUCAGAGGUAGUAAAGAUGGGCUGAAAGUACUUUGUACUGGACGUUUAGAAGUGUUCAUGACAGGCUCCAGGUCAUACGGAAUAUUAGCCAUGCCUGGAAAAUAGAAGGCUUAUUUAUUUAUUUAUUUAUUUAUUUAUUCAUUCUCUUUCAAUAUCUAGAAACCACACUUUGCUAUGUAGAUGACUCACAACAGAUUUUUCUUACGCAAUUGAAAGAGGAGGAUUAAACUUUCUUGCUGGGCUCCUGAAGCUCUUGCGAGAUCUUGGGGGAGCCUCCCAGAUUCCAGUCAGCAAGGUAAAGGGCUUGAAAGCUCUUGCCAUGAAGGGUUUGGCCACCAUGCAAAUCACUUUUAAGACCUUACUUGGUUCUGAGAGGCUCCUGCGAGAUCUCAAGGGACCGUUUUGAGAUCUCUGAUGGCAGGGGUGAUUCCGGGGGUCAUUCUGACUUUGCAUGAUCUGCCUUUAUGCACAAUCUCCAGGAAUGUAACCCUCCCUUAAGUUGUGGGUUGCCUGAAAAAAGUUGUUCUUGACCUCUUCCCAUCUCUCAGCCAGGCUUUGGGUGAUUUCACACAUCUCACUUUUGGGGCAUUUCUCCUGUUCCUUUGGCCCUGAGAUUGAUGUAAGGGGUGCAGGAGGGAGGGGGGCUGUCCAGGAGCCAGCCAGGAGCAGAGGGGACUGGGGUUGAGGCCUCCCGUCCUGCAACAGGGGUGUCUGGACCUUGUUGUUGGUGGGGAGAUCUUCUGGGGGUCUUGCUCCUCCUUCCAAGAUUUGGGCAGGACUGAACCUUGAUAUCACCCCUGCCCUGUUUAUGCAGGGAUAGCCAGUAUGGCAAGUUUCAGGUAGUUCUACCUGCAACUCCCAUAAUCUCCAGCUGGCAUGGCCAGUGGUUAGGGAUGAUGGGAAUUGGAGUCCACAACACCUGGCUACUAUCUCAUGAGCUCAUAUUGUUGUUGCCAGGUUUGUGAUCUGAAUGAUGGUGUGAUGCUAAAUAUCUGUUCCCUUUUCUCUCCCAGACACUGUGGAAUAUGGACUUCAGCUGCGAAAAGGUACAUUUCCGGGUCAAGCAGAGACACUAAUUCAGGAGAGAGGGGAUCCACUUAUCAAAAGACCAGGCCACUGCACCUCUUCCGUCCAAGCUGUAUUUCCCCUUAUUUCCCAGAGGCAUCUGUUCCGUGAGAGCAGCAUGCUGGGCUAGAUGAGCUCUUGGCCUGAUCCUGCAGACUCUUAGGAAGCCCCCAGCCCAGGAUGGCUGGCUUUUCUGUGCCCAAUCUCAAUAAGACACAGGGGUGGUUUGAAGCCAAAGGCUCCCGGCACAUGAGGGGGAAAUAUCCCUUUGAGCCAUACAAGAUCCCCACCCCUUUUAUGUAAGAGUAAGGUGUAAGAGUGGGAAAUGCAUGAACACAAAUAGCUCAGAAAAUGGCUGCAACAACCUUUGGGGGCGAGAAGGUAAAUGGGUUCUGGCGUCACGGGAGGGAGGUGGGGGCUGCCUGAGUGUGAACUCCAGGGGUCCGGCUUCCCUGCAAGAUUGGGGGUCUUCCCUCAGCUUUUGUGUAGGAGGGGAGACAUGACGUCACUGCUUAAACUAGAGAAACUUGAGUAAACUUAAAGAGCAGGACAGAAUUGCACCACAGACCAGGGAAAAAAGCCCAAUGGGAAGACAGAAGUCCAGUCCGGCCUAAUCCUGGACACCACAAAAAGGGAUCCAUAAGAGCUGGAAAAGGUGCAGCAGAUGGCAGCAUAAAGGAAACUCUUACUUAUCUUUAAAAUUAUAUUCUGGGAUUCUUUUACAAAACACUGAGUAAAAUAUGUAAAAUCUAAUCAAUACAAUAAACUAGAAAAACCCACUACAUUUAACAAAAAAAGACUAAUAGCAGCACCAGCAACAUCCAACAUCCCAUAUAAUUUCCAAAGUGCAAAAGUGUGUCUUUAAAAAGAAAUCACUUGACUAACUUUCCACAACAUGGCAGGAGGAGGGAGAGGACUGCAGAGCAGAUCUUCAUCCUAAUGUCCACCAGCCUGACCAAUUUUUAAAUGGGCUUUUCAUAAUGCUUCCACUGCCCACCUUUUCCAUAAAUGUGAGGAACAGUGAAGAAAAAGACGAGAUAUAUGGCCAAAUCAGGUCUGGGGAGCCAGAAUGGGGUCUUUGCAUUGAAGGUGAUAAUUUGUGUGUGUGUGUGUUUUGUGUGUAUAUGUAUCACUGCCUUGCCGUGGCGAAGGGGCUUGAAUAACUCAGAGAAGCUAUGAGCUAUGCCGUGCAGGGCCACCCAAGAUGGACAGGUCAUAGUGGAGAGUUUUGACCAAACGUGAUCCACCUGGAGCAGGAACCGGCAAGCCACUCCAGUAUCCCUGCCAAGAAAACUCCAUGGACAAAGACAACAGGCAUAUAAAAGUUAUGACGCUGGAAGAUGAGCCCCUCAGGUCGGAAGGCGUCCAACAUGCUACUGAGGAAGAGCGGAGGACAAGUACAAGUAGAUUCAGAGCUGAUGAAGCGGCUGGGCCAAAGCCGAAAGGACGCUCAGUUGCAGAUAUGCCUGGAAGCGAAAGGAAAGUCCAAUGCUGUAAAGAAAAAUAUUGCAUAGGAACCUGGAAUGUAAGAACCAUGAACCUGGGUAAGUUGGAUGUGGUCAAAAAUGAGAUGGCAAGAAUAAAUAUUGACAUCCUGGGCAUCAGUGAACUAAAAUGGACGAGAAUGGGUGAAUUCAGUUCGGAUGAACAUCAUAUCUACUACUGUGGGCAAGGAAUCCGUAAAAGAAAUGGAGUGGCCCUCAUAGUCAACAAAAGAGUGGCGAAAGCUGUACUGGGAUGCAAUCUCAAAAAUGAUAUAAUGAUCUCAAUACGAAUCCAAGACAGACCUUUUAACAUCACAGUAAUCCAAGUUUAUGCCCCAACUACUGGUGCUGAAGAAACUGAAAUUGACCAAUUCUAUGAAGACUUGCAACACCUUAUAGAAGUGACACCAAAGAAGGAUGUUCUUCUCAUUAUAGGGGAUUGGAAUGUUAAAGUAGGGAAUCAAGAGAUAAAAGGAACAACUGGCAAGUUUGGCCUUGGAGAUCAAAAUGAAGCAGGGCAAAGAGUUCUCUCAAGAGAACAAGCUGGUCAUCACAAACACGCUUUUCCAACAACACAAAAGACGACUCUACACAUGGACAUCACCAGAUGGGCAGCAUCGAAAUCAGAUUGAUUAUAUUCUCUGCAGCCAAAGAUGGAGAACCUCUAUACAGUCAGCAAAAACAAGACCUGGAGCUGACUGUGGCUCAGAUCAUCAGCUUCUUACAGCAAAAUUCCAGCUUAAACUGAAGAAAGUAGGAAAAACCACUGGGCCGGUAAGAUACAAUCUAAACCAAAUCCCUUAUGAAUACACAGUGGAAGUGAGGAACAGGUUUAAGGAUUUAGAUUUGGUGGACAGAGUCCCUGAAGAACUAUGGAUGGAGGCUCGCAACAUUAUACAGGAGGCAGCAACGAAAACCAUCCCAAUUAAAAGGAAAUGCAAGAAAGCAAAGUGGCUGUCCAACGAGGCCUUACAAAUAGCGGGGGAGAGAAGGCAAGCAAAAUGCGAGGGAGAUAGUAAAAGAUACAGGAAAUUGAAUGCAGAUUUCCAAAAAAUAGCUAGGAGAGACAAGAAGGCCUUCUUAAACGAGCAAUGCAAAGAAAUAGAGGAAAACAAUAGAAUGGGAAAAACCAGAGAUUUGUUCAAGAAAAUUGGAGAUAUGAAAGGAACAUUCAGUACAAAGAUUACCAUAAUAAAGGACAAAAGUGGUAAGGACCUAACAGAAGCAGAAGACAUCAAGAAGAGGUGGCAAGAAUACACAGAGGAAUUAUACCAGAAAGAUAUGGAUGGCUCGUACACCCCAGGUAGUGUGGUUGCUGACCUUGAGCCAGACAUCCUGGAGAGUGAAGUCAAAUGGACCUUAGAAAGCACUGCAAAUAUAAAAUUGAUGAAUGAUAGAAAAAUGUUGGAAUGAAAUUACUUGGCUUUAGCAAAGAUGCUUAAAGAAUUAUGAAAGAAUAUUAUGAUUAUAAGAAGCUGGUAAGGAUAAGAUUUAAGUUUUAAGUUUUAAGGUUUAUUUUAUUAUAGAAAGAUAAAAUCAAAAUAGUCUAGGGUAAUGCAAUGUCAGAAUUUUAUGAAACAUGGAAAGGAUUUGCUGGGAUAAUUAAUAACUAGGAUACAAAGAAAGGGAGGAGGAGGAAGUCUAAGAAAGAAGGUAAUGACAGUUAAGGAUCUGAAAAUAAUGAAUUUGUUUUUAAAUGUUUUUAUAGGUUUGGGAUUUUUGUAUUUUUCUUUUUUUGUCAUUUUUUUCUUAUUUUGAAUUUUUUCUUAUAUGGUGGGAAGGGGUUUGUUUUUUUUGUUUUUUUUCUACUUUAACUAUUCUUACUUUUUGUAUUUUCUUCUGUUUCUACUUUGUUUUUCCUUUUUGUAACAUUUUGAAAAUUUUAAUAAAUAUCUUAUAAAAAAAAAAUAGAAAGCACUGCAAAUAACAAGGCCAGUGGAAGUGAUGGUAUUCCAGCUGAACUAUUUAAAAUUUUAAAAGAUGAUGCUGUUAAGGUGCUACACUCAAUAUGCCAGCAAGUCUGGAAAACUCAGUAGUGGCCAGAGGAUUGGAGAAGAUCAGUCUACAUCCCAAACCCAAAGAAGGGCAGUGCCAAAGAAUGCUCCAACUACCGCACAAUUGCACUCAUUUCACACGCUAGCAAGUUUAUGCUUAAAAUUCUACAAGGAAGGCUCAAGCAGUAUGUGGACCGAGAACUCCCAGAAGUGCAAGCUGGAUUUAGAAGAGGCAGAGGAACCAGAGACCAAAUUGCAAACAUGCGCUGGAUUGUGGAGAAAGCUAGAGAGUUCCAGAAAGACAUCUACUUCCGCUUCAUUGACUAUGCAAAAGCCUUUGACUGUGUUGACCACAGCAAACUAUAGCAAGUUCUUAAAGAAAUGGGAGUGCCUGAUCACCUCAUCUGUCUCCUGAGAAAUCUCUUAUGUCGGACAAGAAGCUACAGUUAGAACCGGAUAUGGAACAACUGAUUGGUUCAAAAUUGGGAAAGGAGUACGACAAGGCUGUAUAUUGUCUCCCUGCUUAUUUAACUUAUAUGCAGAAUUCAUCAUGCGAAAGGCUGGACUGGAUGAAUCCCUAGCCGGAAUUAAGAUUGCCGGAAGAAAUAUCAACAACCUCAGAUAUGCAGAUGACACAACCUUGAUGGCAGAAUGUGAGGAGGAAUUAAAUAACCUUUUAUUGAGGGUGAAAGAGGAGAGCGCAAAAUAUGGUCUGAAGCUCAACAUCAAAAAAACGAAGAUCAUGGCCACUGGGCCCAUCAACUCCUGGCAAAUAGAAGGGGAAGAAAUGGAGGCAGUGACAGAUUUUACUUUCUUGGGCUCCAUGAUCACUGCAGAUGGUGACAGCAGUCACAAAAUUAAAAGACGCCUGCUUCUUGGGAGAAAAGCAAUGACAAACCUAGACAGCAUCUUAAAAAGUAGAGACAUCGCCUUGCCAACCAAGUUCCGUAUAGUAAAAGCUAUGGUUUUCCCAGUGGUGAUGUAUGGAAGUGAGAGCUGGACCAUAAAGAAGGCUGAUAGCCGAAGAAUGGAUACUUUUGAAUUAUGGUGCUGGAGGAGACUCUUGAGAGUCCCAUGGACUGCAAGAAGAUCAAACCUCUCCAUUCUGCAGGAAAUCAGCCCUGAGUGCUCACUGGAAGGACAGAUCGUGAAGCUGAGAAUCCAAUACUUUGGCCACCACAUGAGAAGAGAAGACUCCCUGGAAAAGACCCUGAUGUUGGGAAAGAUGGAGGGCACAAGGAGAAGGGGAGGACCGAGGACGAGAGGGUUGGACAGAGUUCUCGAAGCUACCAGCAUGAGUUUGACCAAACUGCAGGAGGCAGUGGAAGACAGGAGUGCCUGGCGUGCUCUGGUCCAUGGGGUCACGAAGAGUCGGACACGACUAAACCACUAAACAACAACAACAACAAAUCGCGCUUUAUUUUAGGAUUGCAACAAUAAAUGAAUUAACGAUUAACACAGUUCAUAGGAAAAGAAAGCCAUUCAUAUCAACGAUGUAAUAGAACUAUCAAUUUUCUGCAUUGCUCUAACAAAACUGCAAGAUAUAAUCAAAUUUGUUCUUGGCUGACUGCUCAUAGUUUGCCUGGGAAAAACAAACCAUAGGCCCAAACACCUCCCAGGGACUCCUGCAUCACACUGGAGCGGAGUCCCUCGUAAGGUGGUGGACUCUCCUUCCUUGGAGGUUUAUAAGCAGAGGUGGGGGGGGGGGCUGUCAUGAAUACUUUAGUUGGGAUUCCUGUAUUGCAGUGGGUUGGACUAGAGGAGCCUUCUGCCAUGAACUGUGGGGGUGGGGUGGCCUUAGACAAGCCACUGUCUCUCAGCUUCAGUCCUCCCAUCUGAAAAAUGAGCAUAGUAAGUUUGAUUUACCUUACAGGGAAGUUGCAAGGGUUCUAUGUAGAGAAUGUGUGUUAAGUACUUCAAACACUUGAAAGAACUGCAAAUAUUUCAAGAAUCAUUAAGAACUUGAUGAACAUCCCUGUUUCAAAUGCAGAGCCACGGAGACCCUGUUCAUUUCAGAGGGGAUGCUAUUUCUGUCAUGUGACUAAAGAAAAGUCAGCUUCCCAGUUGACGUUGUUUCUCACCUCUUUCCUCCUCUGCCCCCACAGAAAAUGUAACAUUGGAUCCUGACACAGCUAAUCCCGCCCUCAUCCUGUCUGAGGAUCGAAAGAGUGUGAGAGAUGGAGAAGUGCGUCAAGACCUGCCAGACAAUCCUGAGAGAUUUGACACAUAUGGCUAUGUGCUGGGAUGUGAGGGUUUCACAUCAGGCAGACAUUUCUGGGAGGUCAUUGUGGGAAAAGAGGAGGGGUGGGCGGUGGGGGUGGCCAGAAAGUCUGUGAAGAGGAAGGGUGAGUUCUGUUUUGAUACUACAGAAGGGAUCUGGGGUUUGGGGAAGUGGGACGGUGUGUACGAGUUAUCCUCCCCCCAUGAGUUCCCUCUUCCAAGUGAGGAGCCCAAGAGGAUCCGAGUGACCCUGAACUUUGAAGGGAGACGGGUGUCCUUUUACGAUGCAGAUACAGCAGUCCUCCUCUACACAUUCUCAGCAGCCUCCUUCUCAGGAGAGACCCUUCAGCCCUACUUUUUCGUGAGCGGGAAAGCGAACCUGAGCCUCUCUUGA